Messenger RNA from Trypanosoma rangeli, 969 nucleotides. RefSeq lists its product as uncharacterized. The record is from RefSeq and is a predicted model, not a curated record. NCBI's taxonomy places the organism in Eukaryota, Euglenozoa, Kinetoplastea, Trypanosomatida, Trypanosomatidae. Bases 1 to 969 code for a protein of 322 amino acids. The transcript has a single exon.
AUGCCCUUUGCGCCGCGCUGCCUUCGUCCGCGAGGUUUAAACGCGUCUUUACGUGGUGUGUUCUCAUUUCGCAUGGGGAUGUUUUUGCCGAUCACCGCGAACUACGGUGGUGCUUGGGUUUACGACUGUAGCUCCUGCUGUUAUAGCAAACGGUGUUUUUGGAAUUUCUUCUCAACACGUGGCGGCGGUAAUGAGGCUGCUGCACAGACGGCCAACGCUGUGCAGCAUCAAAGCAUCGUCGAUAAGGCACAUCGGGAUGCGUCGCUGCAUAACGAGCGACUUCUGGACGCGUGCCUCGAUCUCUUGGCACUCUGCAGGGGCGAGGGCACGGACCGCGGCUCCACGGACGCCGUGACUGCGGUGGUGGAGGCAACCCUGCAUGACGUUCGAAAAACACCAUCUGAGCAGUUCGACCUCGUCUACGCCGCCCUCUGUUUACCGAUAGCCACAACCAAUCGCCAGGUGUACCGUUGUCUGAUGGUGGUUCUUGAAGCCUUUCUGCCCGAAGUUCUCUUUCGCAUCUUUGAGAGCGAGGAUUUGAUCGUGGUAGGCCCCGACGGUGCCUCGCGACGCAGCGCCCUGCUUCGCUUUGUGCACGCGCUGCUCGGUCAGGCAAACGUCCCGGACGGGGUUGAGAAUGAGGAGGUGGUGCUUGUGUACCUGGACGACGUCAGCGCCCUGUUCCCGUCACUCCGACGUAAUCCAGCCUUUCUUGAAUUAGAGGCAAAUGCCACCUGUAUUGCCAUGAAGGCGAGACUCUUUGCGUUGCUCUCGCAGCUGUGUGCGGAGUUUGACACGGCGGGCACAGGCAAAGUGGAUCUGGCCGAGCUGCAGGCCACGUCUCAGCGGGUACUGGGGGAAGUGAAGGCCCGCAUGUUGCUUGAUGGGGCUCAGCCAGACAAGGACGGCAAAAUACGGUACACCCAACUCACCUCCCUCUUGACACGCCCACCACCUCGGCCGAAGUAG